Molecule: messenger RNA, 511 nt
Organism: Ambispora leptoticha
Lineage: Eukaryota; Fungi; Glomeromycota; Glomeromycetes; Archaeosporales; Ambisporaceae
Source: the annotation of a GenBank genome assembly
AUGAUCCUGUUCGUAGUCCUACGCUCCGGAGAAAAAAUUACUCUCACGGUGUCUGGAGAUCACACCGUCGAAAGUGUCAAACAGCAAAUUCAGCAAAGAGAAGGUACAAUACAGCAUGAAAAAGUAAAGAUGGCUCGUGUGUUGUUGGUCGCUCAUUCUGAAACAUGUUUAAUAGGAAUCCCUGUGAAUAAACAAAGACUUGUCUACCUAUUCGAAGAACUACACAAUGAAAGGAAACUGGAUGACUAUGAUUUCCGGAGCGAAGGGACUAUGUUUUUGUGUAUGACCCUGUUCGUAGUUGUACUCUUAGGAAAAACAAUCACUCUUACGGUGUUUGCAGAUGACACUGUCGAAAGUGUCAAGAAGAAAAUUUGUGAUCGUGAAGGAAUCCCUGUGGAAGAACAAAGGCUUGUUUACACAACCAAAGAACUAAACAACGACCAACUGAAGCUGUCAGACUAUGGUUUCCAGAACGAAGGCACUAUGUAUUUGUCUUUGAGACUGUUCGGAG